AUGAAGCCCGUAAUCCAGGUCUUAAGAAGUCAAGGUUUUCUAUCCGUAAUUUAUUUAGACGACAUCCUGCUAAUUGCAAAAUCGGAGCAAUUCUGUCGAUUAAUUGUAGCUAAAACGAGAACACUUCUAGAGUCUUUGGGUUUUGUCUUAAAUCUGGAAAAAUCGAAUUUCAUGCCUUCACAGCAGUGUCGAUUUUUAGGUUUGGAUUUUAAUAGUAAAAACUUCACAGUAGAAUUACCGAGGGAAAGAAGGGAUAACAUUUUGAAGUUAGCAAAAAGAUUUGGAUCUAAGUCAAGAUGCCGUAUUAGAGAUUUUGCUCAGUGUAUUGGGGUGUUGGUAUCAGCAUGCCAGGGAGUUAAGUAUGGGUGGCUCUAUACCAAAAUAGUGGAAAGUCAUAAAUACCUCGCGUUGUUGAAAACAAAAGGAAAUUUUGACGGUUUGAUGGAAAUAUCAAAGCAUGUGAAGACAGAAUUAGAGUGGUGGUCUGAGAAUAUCCUUUCAGUAAAUAAUCCUAUUAGAUUUUCAAUUUAUCAAUUAGAAAUAUUCUCAGAUGCCUCACUGUCAGGAUGGGGUGCGUUUUGUAAUGGCGAAAAGACUCAUGGCUGGUGGAAUACUGAAAAGCAAAAAGAGUUCAUUAACUUAUUAGAAUUAAGGGCAGCCUUUAAUGGCUUAAGGUGCUUUGCAGAAAAUCAUCGUUCUUGUCAGAUCCUUCUUCGCAUAGACAACACUACCGCAAUUUCCUACAUUAAUCGCAUGGGGGGAGUUCAAUCCAUAAAAUUGAAUAGUUUAGCAAGACUCAUUUGGCAAUGGUGCGAGAAAAGAAACCUAUGGAUCUUUGCUUCUUAUAUAAAGUCCAAAGAUAAUUCAAUUACUGAUAGCGACUCACGCAUCCUACCUCCAGAGACAGAAUGGGAAAUGAAUCAAGGGAUAUUUGUCUCCAUUCAGAAAAAGUUUGGUAGAUUCGACAUUGACUUAUUUGCAACAAAUAUUAAUAAAAAUUUUCAGAAGUUUAUUUCCUGGUUCAAAGAUCCUGAAUCAAUGGCAGUUGAUGCGUUCAUUGUAUCGUGGUCAACUUUUUUCUUUUAUGCCUUUCCCCCAUUUUCUUUGAUUUUAAAAGUUUUAAGAAAAAUCAGUGAGGAUCGAGCUGAGGGUGUUUUAGUUGUUCCUUUAUGGCCUACCCAAGCUUGGUAUCCUUUGUUCCUAGAAUUGCUAGUCGAUAAACCUCUUCAAUUUGGUCCCCAGAUAGACUUAUUGACUUGUCCUUUCUGGAAAGUCCAUCCUCUAGCCAACAAUCUUAUCCUGGUGGUCGGCAGUUUAUCGGGCAAGGAUUUCGAGGAAGCGGAGUUCCAGAUGCCGCUAUACCACUGA
Messenger RNA from Belonocnema kinseyi, 1368 nucleotides. RefSeq lists its product as uncharacterized. The transcript has a single exon. The record is from RefSeq and is a predicted model, not a curated record. Bases 1 to 1368 code for a protein of 455 amino acids. NCBI's taxonomy places the organism in Eukaryota, Metazoa, Arthropoda, Insecta, Hymenoptera, Cynipidae.